AUGGCUGCAACGAGGAUAAAUGGCCACGCUGAAGAGUGGUCAAUGACGGGAGCCUCGAAAUGUAAUUGUUGUCCGUAUGGAUUUCACAUAGAUCUUGGAUUUGUUGAUUUUAUAGAGAAUGUUGCAAAUGAAACCAGCACUGUCACAACUACGAACGAUCGAAAUGACCUACAGAGAAAUUCACUGAAACACAUGAGUGAUCAGGAUAACACCGCCAAUAAUUCAAAGCAAUUGAUUGAAAGGAUUUCAUUUAACCCGUUAGAUUCUAUUUUCAGUUCUCCUCACACUAAAUGCUUUAUCAAAUCAGAAGAAUUGGUUGGUGAUAAAACAUCACCAGUGGAGAGACUGAAAUUAACUUCUCUGAUUCUGUUGUCCACAGCCUGGGAUCUGUUCAAAUUAUUCGACAAGACUACUUAUUCAUCACUUUUCAGUGACUCAUUGGAAAACGUAGUAAGCGACUUUGAAGAAACUUUGAAUUUGCGGGAAAGCAAUUCAGAACGAGGAUCGCGACAUCCACUAAAUAAUGCACGAAAAAAUAUACAAUGCAAUGGUUACUUUUCAGAUUAUGGCACAAUGCAAAGUAGCAAUCGGCUAUUGCCGCCAAAAAUGCGUUAG
Loa loa (African eye worm) is the source of this 615-nucleotide messenger RNA. RefSeq lists its product as hypothetical. Lineage: Eukaryota; Metazoa; Nematoda; Chromadorea; Rhabditida; Onchocercidae. The record is from RefSeq and is a predicted model, not a curated record. The coding region runs from base 1 to 615 and encodes 204 amino acids. The transcript has 3 exons.